Messenger RNA from Spinacia oleracea (spinach), 1592 nucleotides. Its product is annotated as benzyl alcohol O-benzoyltransferase. Bases 39 to 1376 code for a protein of 445 amino acids. The transcript has 2 exons. NCBI's taxonomy places the organism in Eukaryota, Viridiplantae, Streptophyta, Magnoliopsida, Caryophyllales, Amaranthaceae. The record is from RefSeq and is a predicted model, not a curated record.
ACAAACAGAAAAAUCAAAAUACAAUAUAGUUGACAAACAUGUCUGUAAUGGCACAAAACAACACUCCCUUAGUGUUCAACGUAACAAGGGGAGAGCCGGAGCUUGUGUGCCCUGCUAAGCCCACGCCUCGAGAGCAUAAGCCACUCUCUGACCUCGACGACCAAGAGGCCAACCGAUUCCUGAUGCCGGCCAUUAUGUUUUACAAGGCUGAUCCUUCCAUGCAGGGAAAGGACCCUGUUAAGGUGGUUAAGGAUGCUCUAGCUAAGACUCUUGUGUUUUUCUACCCCUUUGCUGGCAGGUUAAUACAAGGUGACAAAAGGAAGCUUAUUGUUGACUGCACAGCCGAAGGUGUGCCUUUUAUCGAGGCCGAGGCUGAAGCAACACUCGAGGACUUUGGGGAUGAAAUUCAUGCUCCUUUCCCUUUGGACAAGUUGCUUUAUGACAUUCCUGCUACUGAUACACUGUCUGGUCGCACCCUCUUGCUUGUAGUUCAGGUAACCCGUCUAAGAUGUGGUGGAUUCAUUGUGGCCCUUAAAUGCAACCAUUCCAUAAGUGAUGGCACCGGCGUUACACAACUAAUGAACGCCAUAGGCGAGAUGGCGCGAGGUUGUUCUGCCCCCUCCAUCCUUCCGGUUUGGGGCCGUGAACGUUUGACCGCAAGAGAACCUCCAAAAGUCAGCUUUCCCCACCCCGAGUAUGACCAACAAGCGGUGGUUGACCUCAACACCAUUAGUAAAGCCGACUUGGUUCAAAAAUCCUUCCUCUUUGGCUCCACCGAGCUUGAUGCCCUACGUCGCAAUGUUCCUUCACACGUCAAACAAUUCUCUACCUUUGAUGUCCUUAGCGCUUCCUUAUGGCGUUGUCGCACUAUAGCACUUGGCCUUGACCUUGAACAGGAGGUUCGUCUUCUGUUUUCUCUUAAUGCGAGGAAUAGGUUUAACCCGCCCCUAGAGAAGGGGUAUUAUGGAAAUGCAUGUGCAUUCCCUACUGCCCGUGCUAAGGCAGGGGAUAUAUGCCAGAACGACGUGGGAUAUAUUUUGGAAUUGAUAAGGAACGUUAAAAAUGAAGUUAAUGAUGAAUAUAUGAGGUCUAUUAUGGACCUUAUGGUAAUCAAAGAUAGGCCACAUUUCACCAUUCAUCAGACUUAUGUGGUGUCGGACCUAAGGCAUUUAGGGUUCAUCAACGUUGAUUUCGGAUGGGGAAAGCCCGUUUACGGAGGACCGGGAAGUAAUGGCUCGAUACCAGAUGAGUGCUUCUUUAUUUCCUUUAACAACAAGAAAGGAGAGACUAUGAUAAUGGUACCUAUUACCUUACCUACCCAAAAAAUGGAUGUUUUUAUUAAGGAAUUGCAGGAAAUGCUUCAACCACAACUUUGAAUAGUAAUUUUCUUGUUGCUUAUACUUUAGGUUUUGUGGUCAAACGUUGAAAAAAAUAUCUCACUAUUAUAAGUACCAAAAACUUAAUAUGUAUCAUCUUAUUACUUUUAUCUCGAUAUAUAUUUUUAAAGUAACGUUCUGUAAUCUUUUUUAUAUAUGUGCAAUUAUUUAGUGAAAUGCUAAAUGUCCAACAAUAAAAUUGUUCUUUUUGUAUGA